Messenger RNA from Candidula unifasciata, 1422 nucleotides. NCBI's taxonomy places the organism in Eukaryota, Metazoa, Mollusca, Gastropoda, Stylommatophora, Geomitridae. The record is from the annotation of a GenBank genome assembly.
AUGGCUUAUGGUGCCCUGUGUUUUGUUAUUCACAGAGAGGCGGCUAGCCCUGAGGAGGCCCGCGGCCUGCAGAGCCCUACGGCUGCAUGGAAGGGUAUGGGUCCCAGUGGCUACCAUAGGCCACCGUCCCUCGCCGUCAUCUCCUGUACUGGAUAUCUUGUACUGCUUCUGGGUGUCAUUCUCAUGACAGCUGAAGGCUUUCCGCACGGCAGCAAGGAGUGUCACGUAGAGAGGUGCACCAACGAAUACGAGAAACAUCGGUCACAACAAGAUCUCUCUGGUCAGUGGCCCUUGGACAGCCAGGCUGUGUGCACGGCCCUUCGGACCUACAGACAUUGCAUCAACAAGACCGUCGGAUGUCAUGGAAAUAUCAUGUACUAUUCACUCAGAAACUACGUACGUCAAGAAAUGGAUAUAAACAAUUGUACAGCCAACGGGCAGACCGUUGAACCUUCCACCAACAGUCAUCCACACAAACCUCAUCCACACAUGGUUCCCGCUCACUGUUUAUAUCAGGGCAAAAAAAUCUACAGACAUUGCGGUCUCUUUGGAGACCCUCAUCUAAGGACGUUUUACGACGAGUUUCAAACUUGUAAAGUUAAAGGGGCCUGGCCACUUGUCAACAACGAGCACCUAACAGUGCAGGUGACUAACGACGCGGUGCAUGGAAAUACGGAUGCUACAGCUACUAGCAAGCUGACAGUGAUUGUCAAGGGCAACACGUGCACGUCACUAGACUUCCAGACUUAUCAAGCACAAACCAACUCACUUCCAGGCACGUUCGAUGACGGUCGCACCACUGUGGGCCCUUACCACAGUCUGGAGCUAGUGGAGGUGGACCCCGGUCGGCACGUGGAGAUCCAUAUACGAUACAUCCAUACAGUUGUAGUAGUCAGACAGAUCGGCCGGUACUUCACCUUCUCCGUCAGAAUGCCGGAAGAGUUGGUCAACCAGAGCAGCGCCAGCCAAGAUCUUCAGCUCUGCGUUCGCGGUUGUCCCCAGUCAGAGAUCAUCAACUACCAAGAAUAUCUGGCCAUCAGAAAACACGCACCUUCGGCGCAGGUUUCUCCCAGCAUGCACACAAGUGGCGAGUCAAGACCUGCGAUGGCGCGGUCUCACGCCGAAAAAAUCUGCAGGGAUGCCAACCUAACGGACUUUUAUUUUGACUCUUGCGUGUUUGAUCUCAUGGCAACGGGAGACCAAAAUUUUACUCUGUCAGCGAUGAGUUCGCUGAUGGACGUUCUGAAGCUCCAUCCUUCUGCCGCAAGGACUAUGAACAACAGAACAGAUUUAGUUAAAUACGACGAACGAUACAGUCGCAACUGUGGUGCCAGCUUUUCAUUUCUACAGAAGCGGAGUGAAUAUAGAAUCUUGCAUCUUUUCGUGAUGUUAGUGUUAGUCAUAGCAACGUGUUCAAGAUGA